Adineta ricciae is the source of this 579-nucleotide messenger RNA. The record is from the annotation of a GenBank genome assembly. NCBI's taxonomy places the organism in Eukaryota, Metazoa, Rotifera, Eurotatoria, Adinetida, Adinetidae.
AUGUUCGAAGAUCCAUUAUCACAUGCCAAUCACUUCAACUAUACAUUACUCGCGUUCAGCGUCGGAUAUUUCCUCUAUGACUUCGUCGACUGUGUCCAAAAUUCCACAACAUCCAUUGUUCCGAUUUUGAUUCAUCAUAUUACCGUUAUUGUAUUCUUCUCUCAUGUUCUUUAUUACACACGGAAUAUUGGUUAUGCCAUCUAUGGUCUUUCAUUAGAAAUUAAUAGUGUAUUCUUACAUGCACGUCGGUUAGUACGAUGGUAUUCACCGUUUUCUAAAACGGUUCAGUUUCAAAACUUCUUAAAGAUAUUUAUUGAUAUUGGAAACUAUAUGACUUUUGUAUUCUUUCGCUUUGGCAUUGUUAUUGCCGGUCUACGUGCGUUACAUCGGGAAGGGUUUCGUUUGAAUCCGAUUGUCAAGUAUUUUACUGUACUGAUUACUAUGGCGAUGGGUGUGUUUAAUCUCAUUCUGUUUUAUCGUUUGGUGAAGAACCAACUGUUCGGAAAACAAUCGAAACGACAAGAACCUUCGGAAGAUGACGUUUUAGUUGUUGAUAAUCGAGUUUUAUUGCCUAGCUAA